Molecule: messenger RNA, 2622 nt
Organism: Mirounga angustirostris (Northern elephant seal)
Lineage: Eukaryota; Metazoa; Chordata; Mammalia; Carnivora; Phocidae
Gene: MEI4
Product: meiotic double-stranded break formation protein 4
Exons: 5
Coding region: 178-1338 (386 amino acids)
Biological process (GO): spermatogenesis; oogenesis; meiotic DNA double-strand break formation
Cellular component (GO): lateral element
Source: RefSeq, a predicted model, not a curated record
GUAGAACGCGGGGCGAGCUGGGCAGCUUUCCGGGCUGCGGGUCGGGCGCCUGGCCGCGUGGGCAGGCGCUCAGGCUUCGCCGGCCUCAGCGCCAGAGCGUCCCUCCCCGCCUGCACUGGCUCCCCACGGAGGGCGCCCUCCCUCCUCUGCAGGAGCCCCGAAGGGACAAAAGCCAGGAUGGAUGAUCAAAUAUGGUAUUUGAGAACAUCAAAGCUGGCUCUGGCCUUGGCAAUUAUCCGCUCAACACCAGCAGACACAAGCAGCAGAGAAUACACAGAGCACCUUGCAAAGGUGGUGUCUGAGCAGGAGUCAACAUGGAGAUCAAAAGUCCAAGCCUUGGAAGCUGAAGUUCUGCAAUUACGCCACAAACUUCUUCUGAGCAGGAUGCAUGCGGGAGUGUUUAAGAGUGGAGACCCAUCUUCCCAGUUGCAGGCUCAGGAACCCGGAAGUUCUGAAAAUACAUUAAGUCUGCUGGAAGAUUCUGGGUGUGAUUUAUCAAAUGAGCAGAGAAGUGAGCCUUCAGAGAUGACCCAGCAUCUUGUGGAGAGCUGCACCUCCACACCCUUUCUACCACUGCCCAUUGUGAAAAGACAUUGUGCCACUCAGGAAAAUCCUCUGUCUUCCCACAUGCAAUUCUUGCAACAUCUACUUGAACUGAAGAACUUGACAGAAUCAGGGAGUCUGAAAACAGACUUAAGCCACUUUGAAAAUGACUUUUCCACAGUAUCUGAUUCUGUUUUUCAGUUGCUGGAUGGCCUGAUCACUUUUUACCGUAAACCCAAAUUUCCUUUUUCAAGCUUUUGGGCAGAAGCUGUUAAUACGUUAGCCAGACUGAUCAGUGAUUGUAACUUAUCUAAUCAUAUUCUUAAAAAGUGUUCCAAGAAGUUGGAAGAAUUUGAGAAAACCCUACUACAGGUUAUUUUAAGGAGCAACCAUAUAAAUCGGUUUCAGGUGCAGAAUUAUGUUUCUCAGAGUCUGGUAACCCUGGGAAGUUGCAGCUUGUUGAGAAAAUCUAUAAUAUCUCUGCUUUUAUCAGAAGUAAACAGCUUCAGUGAUGUUCUGGGUACCAUCGAUCAGGUUCAAGCCAGUUAUGUGACACAGUAUGAAAAUAUUUUCUCCCUGUUCUGGGUUCUGGAGCAGCUUCUUCAAAAGGAAACCAAAGAAGGCAACACUUCAAGUGUAGGGCAUGAUGAUCAAGAAAUCAAGAAAUUUCUUCAAAAGCAUGAUGAAACUAUUUUCCAACUCUCUGAUGCGUUUCCUUUAUUCACUUUUUAUUUAUGGAGACUGGGCAUUCUCUUGAACUCAGUAGAAACUGUUGAAAGUAACUCACGUCCUUAGCAAUUUACUAAAUGUCAGAAGCAUACUGAAGUAUGAAGAUCUUCUGCUUAAAAGAUUUUCAAGAAUAUUUUUUAAAUGAGCAUUUUAAAUGGAUCUCAAUAUAAUCAUUAAUUCAGUAGUUUUAAAUUGUAUAUAAAAGAUUAUGAGUCAUAUUUCUAUACUAAAAUCAGCCAGUUUCACUUGAGAAUGUCCUUAUUUCCGUGUAACUGUAUUUUACCAUAUGUUACUCAGUAUAGUCUAGCUCUAUUAUUCUCUAUAACGGACCAUUAAUUGUCUAUCUCAUAAACAGUACUUACAUUUUAAAAGAUUUACACGUAAUAGAUAGUAAAAGGCAACAGAAGAGAUCUUAAAAGUUUUGUUGUUUUAUCAAAACAGUGUUUAAGUGGUUAUAGGGCGCCUGGGUGGCUCAGUUGGUUAAGCAACUGCCUUCGGCUCAGGUCAUGAUCCUUGAGUCCCGGGAUCGAGUCCCGCAUCGGGCUCCCUGCUCGGCAGGGAGUCUGCCUUUCUCUCUGACCCUCCCCCCUCUCAUGCUCUCUCUAUCUCAUUCUCUCUCUCAAAUAAAUAAAUAAAAAAUCUUAAAAAAAAAAAAACAGUCUUUAAGUGGUUAUAAAUGAGAUUUUUAAAACUUUGUUCUUACAUAGUUUCAUUUACAUCAUUGUCUAUCAUCUUAGAGGAUGAUUCUUUAACAUUUAUAAACUGAAUGGCCCUCAAUUUCAUAAAAUCAAAUUAUUUGUUAAGUCCUUUGAAAGUAAUAAUUCAUUGUUUAAAAUGUUUGUUUUUCAAGUGUUUAUUUUGAUUCUGUUUAUUAUGUAUAAUAUUCCAGUUAUUGUUAAAAUGUAGUUAAGUCAUGUAUAAUUAUAUCAUUAAGGAUAUUUUUACAAAUCUAAUAUCUGCCCAGAAAUAUACUUAUUGAAAGUAUAUUUAUACUUAUUAAACGUAUUAGUUGAAUUUUCCAGUUACACAGUUUCAUUGACUUUAUUUCAAUUAUUAAAUUCAUAACCAAGUAGCUUAAUGAGUACACAUUAUGUACUUUCCUAUAGUGCAAUUUAGGACACAACAAAUACAAAUUUACUUUAUUAUUUAUGUGUGAUAUUGUUUCAUAAGUUAAUUACCAUUCCUAAAUGCCAUUGGUAUUUAAAAAUAUGUAUAUAAAAUCAUAUCAUCUGCCACAAUUAUUUUUGGAAUUAUUUCUGCUUUGUAGAAAAGAAAGCCUUUUUUAUAAAACUCAAUGUAUGUAUCAGUCACCUAUUGUUAUGUAACAAACUACUACAAAAUCUCAGUGGC